Triplophysa dalaica is the source of this 4475-nucleotide messenger RNA. RefSeq names its product STIL centriolar assembly protein (gene stil). The record is from RefSeq and is a predicted model, not a curated record. Bases 278 to 4063 code for a protein of 1261 amino acids. Gene Ontology annotation, cellular component: centrosome; centriole. NCBI's taxonomy places the organism in Eukaryota, Metazoa, Chordata, Actinopteri, Cypriniformes, Nemacheilidae. The transcript is spliced from 17 exons. Gene Ontology annotation, biological process: mitotic spindle organization; smoothened signaling pathway; protein localization to centrosome.
UUAGUUGCGUUUGUUGAAUGCGAGCGUCUCGUAUGUCAUGUUUAUUGGCAACAACCGGCAUUUUUCCGUUCAUCGGCACGCUGAAUGAGUUUAAUCGUUAACUCGAGGUGAUUAGACGCGUCUUGGCGCGUUUAGUACCGCUCGAAAGGCUGCACGGGGAGUUUUAACACAUUUGCGUCCAUACGUAUACACAAACUCACGCGUACGCAGCUGAAGUUGGAGUAUUUCGAUUAAAACACGACGAAGGCAUGUUAUUGCAGAUUAUACAACAUAGAGGAUGAAUCGUGUUCAAGUGGAUUUUAAAGGGUUGCCACCCCAUAUAUUAGAGAAUAGCGUCAGAUCUGAAACACUGCAGAAUCUCAGGUCCACGGACAGUGUCAUCACUCCUUUGACAUUCCCAAAAUCUAAAGUCUCUCUUUGGGAUCCCACUCCCAAUGGUGAUGUUGUGAGUUUACAUUUUUCAUAUUACAGAAAUCCGAGACUGCUACUUGGUGAGAAAGCGUUACGUUUAGCUCAUCGCCAUGCCAGACAAAGCAACAAGCCAUCGUUUUCCUGUUUUCUGCUUGGAACGUUGGCGGUGGACAGCGAUGAGGAAGGUGUGACGAUUACUCUGGAUCGUUUUGAUCCAGGCAGAGAGCAGACGGGAUGCCCUGGGAAAGCACCAACCGCCCUCCUCCCUGGAGAAACCAUCGUGCCAUGUGUUUUUGAAUCCCAGCAUGCUACUGGCAGGACAGUGCACUCGAGGGAGGACUUUAACAUCAGUUUUAAGAUGCUCCAACACUGUUGCUGCAGUAAAGAGACGCUUGAGGUAUCCAAACUCCUUACCUUGCGUGCCCGUCUCAGCUGCUCCGAAAACAUGGACAGGCUCACCUUUGACCUGUCUUGGGCAGCGGUCACCGUGGCGUGCUCGCUGGAUGCAGUCCCUGUCCGGGCAGUGCCUGUUAUACCGACUGCUCUUGCCCGGAACCUCAGCAGUUCGGCAGGUGUGGGUCAAAAUUGCAGGAAACGUGGAUUUCUUACCAUGGAUCAGACCCGCAAACUACUCCUCGUACUUGAAUCUGAUCCAAAGGCUUAUAUUCUUCCACUAGUAGGAAUAUGGCUAAGUGGCGUAACGCACAUCCAUAAUCCCCUGGUGUGGGCGUGGUGUCUGAGGUACCUGUACAGCUCCACCCUCCAGGACAAAGUGAUGUCAGAGCGAGGGGCUUUCCUGGUGGUUUUGUAUUCUCUGACGCAUCGGGAUCCAGAGUUUUACCAGUGUAAACCAUGCGCCGGACAGCAGCAAAUGACUUUUCAGCUGCUCAGCAGCACUGAGUCAAUCACACUCUACAAGAAUGUAGAGCCUUCAGAGGGUCGACCAUUACAGUUUGAACUUAGUGCUGAGAACCAGAAUCAGGAAACUGUGCUAUUUGAGGAAGUGGUGUCUCGGACUGUGUUAACAGGGGGGGCUCUCACUGCAUCCUCCGCUACCUCUCAGAAUAAACUGUCCAUCAGUGAUCAUGACUCAGGUGUAGAAGAUGAAGAUCUCUCUCCUCGGCCAUCUCCAAACCCCCACCCUGUCAGUCAACAGACCAAGAGAGUACAUCCUUCAGUACCAGAGCUUUCUAUGGUAUUAGAAGGCAGCUUUUCAGAUACAAGUGCUGUACAUGUGCACGACUUAACUCCUCUCCAUAGUAGAUCGAGUUCAUCAGGUGGCCAGAGAAGAAGCAUUAGCCCUGCCCAGCAGAGCCAAUCAAGGCUAAAACCUCCAGAACAAAGUAGCAUUGCUGGACCGCCCCCUAUACGAAGACCACUUACUCCCGUCCUCUCCCAGCCAAAACACAAAUUACAGUCUAAUUCAGGACAGCAAACACCAAAAACCAUCAUGAGUCGGAGAUCCCAGCCCUCUGUUAAUAGAAGAUCAACGACUGGUUCCUCAGCAUCAUCUGUCUCAUCCUCCUCGUCUUCCUCACCAAAAAACGGCUCUUCACCCAAUGACUCAUUUCAUCAACAAAGGCCACAUUUGCAAAUUCUUCCAUCCAAACCUCAACCAGCCAUCUAUCAGGGACCUCCGUAUUCAGGUCACAGCAGCUCUAGAAAGACCCCCACCCAUCAUCCUUCUCAACACAGACUCUUCCACAGUACCCCAGCCUCUAACCCAUGUGGCUGUUGCACCAACCAAUCGACACCAAGCCACAUGCCCAUGUCUCAAAACAACACCUGGCAAGGGAUUUCAGCUUAUCCCACCAAUGUGCACAUGGGCAUCAACAAUCCUAGCGGACCUUAUUGUGGCACUGAGAGUGUCGCACAUGGAGAAAGCUACUUGUCCCCUUCACUGCCAUCUUUGGCAUGUCACAUGUCCCCAUCACGAAGUCCUGUUUGCCAUGGAAAUGUUCCGGUCCAUUAUUCUCAAUCGCAUGGUCAUUGUCUUCCUGCAGCCAGAGGUUCUGAGCAAGUGGCCACUUCCUGUCAAGCCCAGUGCUGCCAGGUCCAACCAAACCAUGCAGCAUGUUCGGACACCUUGAGUGGUUCUGUUGGUAUGCUCCCUGCUGAUGCCUACAGGAUGAUUAAGGAUCAAGAGCACCAGUUGAAGUUACUUCAACUGCAGAUUCAGAAACUCCUUGAGUCGCAGAGCAAGACGCCUUCAGAGAAAGACUGGCAGCAGGAGAGGAGUAAUGAGACGCCAACAUCUCCAGAACGACCAAAAAGUGUCAGUGUUGCUGUUGGAACAGGUGCCAGUUUGUUUUGGAACGGGCCCCCGGAUGCUUCCACACAUGAGGUCUCUAGUCUGGAAUGGCAAACCGAGUCGGAGCCGAAGUCUGGAGGUCAAAAUGAGGGUACAGUCACAUCUAGACUCAGAACUGAAAACACAUGUCAGUACUUGGAAGAGCAAAGGUCAGAGUCUCUGCUACAGCCAACAUCUCCAGUACAUGAUACAUCAUCUGGCUUUGGAGCACAUUCAUUUCAGAGUCCAGUGCUGGGAGAAAGCGCUAGCAUGUGUUAUCGUUCGCAGUCGAAAGACCUUUCUGAGAGCAGAGAAAUGGAUGACCCAAGAUUUUAUCAGGAACUACUGGGUCAGGUUAGAAGUCGUCUCCAAGACUCUGGUGAAGAGAAUAAAGUGGACCAGGACCAACACCAUGUCCAAAACAGACAAAGUUUGUCUCCUGUGGGAUGUCAGUCAAGAAAUUCACCAUCCACCCCUUCUGCACCCCAAUCUCAGACCGUAAAGCAGAAAGGCAGUCCUCGAAAUAAAGACAGAGUCCUAAAUGCCACUCUUAGACAACUCCAACAGUUUGGGGUGAAUAUGGAGCUCGACUCAACACAAGAAAAGGCCAACCGGUCAACUGUGGAAAGUGCCAGCACCCUUGCUUGCAUAAACCCUGAAGCAGUGAUUCAAAGACUGGCUCUUUCUGAACCAGUGGGUACCAGCAUUUGGGGUUCUAGUGGCAGUGUCGACCUCAGUCUCGAGGCCAAUGCUAUUGCACUUAAGUACCUGAGUGACACACAACUGUCUAGACUGUCCUUAGGAGGUCUGUCCAGUGGCCAUCUUAUGGAUCCAAGUGCAAUACUCCUGAGAAGAUCUGCUGCUGAAAGGAGUAGCGUCGGACUGAGUAUAUUGUCUCCUAGCAAUAUGUCUCUAGCUACCUGUAAAUAUAUGAAGAAGUAUGGACUAAUCGAAAGAGAAAACAGCAGCGAGGAUGAGCAAGACGCCGACGUCCAGAUGGACUCUGCAAUUGGGUGUUCUGUACAGCAUGAGACUUCAAAGAACGUGAGCAUUCAGGAAGAACUUGAAGAAAGUGUGGUUCUCAAAAACAUUAUAAACAAGCCGCUUCAAAAAAUUGACAAUCUCAAGACGUCUCAUUUUGACUCUCAAGAACAGUUGAUUCGAGAUUUGCGUCCCAAAAUGCAGUUUCUUGCGAGGGGUAAUGCAAACUUUGAGAAGGAAAAUGAAGUUAAGAAUAUUCUGCCUCAGCGCCGGUCAUCGCUGUCGGAAAACCAGAGGAGGCAGGAAGUUGUGGAGCACCAGGGGUCGGUGGGAAAUUUUCUGGAUUUGAGUAGAUUACGGCAGCUUCCCAAACUCUUCUAAAAAAAUUGAUUUCUUGUAGAAAAGGAAUCUGAUGUUAAUAACCUCACCGAUACCUCCUCUUCUGAAGUCUCUGAUUUUAAUUUUUUUAAAUGUAUAAACUAUUUUUUGUUUAUAGUAAUUUUAUUUUUAUUUUUUGUUGUUUGUAACUUUCAUGUUUUGUUUAGCUCAAAGGUGUCUAAAUGUUUUAUACGAUAACCUCAAGAAUCCGUGGUGUCAUGUACAUUCAUUGAGGGAAGCACCUUUUAGGAAGUGACUCAUAGGGGUCAAUGUUUUUGUAUGAUGACUUUUGAUGAAAGGGAAAGAUGCCACAUUUUGUUUUUAACAAAUUUUGUGUUUUAUUUUUUUAAAUGCCUUUAUAUAUACAUGUAUUUGUUUGUCUCUAAUUAAAUCGAAUGAUGUAUUGUGUUUGUAA